Molecule: messenger RNA, 1019 nt
Organism: Chenopodium quinoa (quinoa)
Lineage: Eukaryota; Viridiplantae; Streptophyta; Magnoliopsida; Caryophyllales; Amaranthaceae
Exons: 8
Coding region: 92-715 (207 amino acids)
Source: RefSeq, a predicted model, not a curated record
UGUAUCGUUGUUCUGUUUUUCCAAUUCCUCGUCUCAAAUUAGCCGAUUCUCCUCUAAAACCCAGUUUGUGUUUCGUUGCCCUGAGAUAGACAUGGACGAUGUCAGUGUAUCUAAUAGCGAACUGUUGGAAACGACUGAUUCUGAAGAUGAUACAAGCAACGUUUCUGAUGACAAUUUGCAUAAUGAAGGUGAAUUAGAGAGCCUUUCUGACAUUGAUGAUGCAGAGGUCAGUGAUACACUGGUUGGGAGCUACUUAUAUAAUGAGAAAGAGAAGCAUUACAGGAAAGAAAUUUGGGAAAUGAUGAAUAAGAAGUAUCUUCAGGAACAAGCCGAAAGAGUUGCUGCAGCUGAUAAUGGUACAAAAUUCAAAAGGGAUCUCAGAAAUAAGAAGACAACAGGUGUAAAGAAAGCCCAGUCUACAUCUAAAACUCGUCCACCAUCGCCUAAGAAAAGGCCCAACUCCAGAAUCAAUUAUGAUGCACUGUCCAAAGUGCUAGAUGAACCUUCGCCUUCAGAUAGUUCAAAGAAGAGGCGGAAUGAACCAAAUUUGGACAAACAUUUGGGAGAAAGUUCAAUUGGAACUCAGGUGAAUGAUGAUGCAGGAAAUGAAACUGGGGAUGAAGAAAAUGGCCGGGAGGAUCAUCUAAACUAUUCAGAAUAUAACAAUCAAGAGGAUGAGUACGACUACUAUGAUGAUGAUGAUGAGUUCUUUUGAACUUCUUACUUAGUUUGGUUUCCUUGAAAUUCACAAGGAGCCUUAAAGUCUUGUAUUUUGGAACUAUAGUGUAGAUUGAUAUACACAUAAGAAAAAGAAAUAGGUAAAAUGACCACCAUUUUAUGGCAUAUUAUUUGCCCUUGCAUCUCUGAUUGCUGAUUUGGUUUUAAAGUUCUGUUAAGGUUCUGUUAUUGCGUUUUAGAUCAUAGAAACAAAGUUCUGUCGAAGACGGGGCAUUUUUGAGUGAUCUGGGGCUUUGAUACACGGAUAUGCCUUAUAAUCGCUGGUGUCACAGUUAUAAAUU